Messenger RNA from Hibiscus syriacus, 818 nucleotides. RefSeq names its product probable ribosome biogenesis protein RLP24. The transcript is spliced from 5 exons. The record is from RefSeq and is a predicted model, not a curated record. Gene Ontology annotation, biological process: ribosomal large subunit biogenesis. Bases 114 to 620 code for a protein of 168 amino acids. NCBI's taxonomy places the organism in Eukaryota, Viridiplantae, Streptophyta, Magnoliopsida, Malvales, Malvaceae. Gene Ontology annotation, cellular component: nucleolus.
UUCUCUCUUCACACAUCCCAGCCGCCAAGCAAGCGUCCUCCUCCUCUAGUCCCUGAUCCUAGCCCUCUCCUGUCUGCAGACCGGGAAGUUAAAUAAUUUGAUUUGAGAGCAAGAUGAGAUUGGAGAAGUGCUGGUUUUGUUCCUCCACUGUAUAUCCGGGGCAUGGUAUUCAGUUCGUUCGCAACGAUGCCAAGAUUUUCCGUUUUUGCAGAUCCAAAUGCCACAAGAACUUCAAGAUGAAAAGGAAUCCCCGUAAAGUAAAAUGGACCAAGGCCUAUAGGCGUUUGCAUGGAAAGGACAUGACUCAGGACUCAACAUUUGAGUUUGAGAGAAAACGUAAUAGGCCGGAGAGAUAUGAUAGAAACCUUGCAGAGAAUACUCUUAAGGCCAUUAAAAAGAUUGAUAAAAUCAGAUCAGACAGGGCAUCUGACCACAUCAAAAGCAGGCUUAAGACGGGCAAAGUCCAAAGGCAAAAAGAAGCAAGGAAGCAAUUGGAGCAUGAUAUUCACUUGGUCAAAGCUCCGCUUGCUCUUGCACAAGAUUCAUCACUUCAUCUUCCAAAAAUCAAAGUCAAUGUGUCCCAAGCCCAGACAGAAGAGAAUCAACCCAUGGAAGAGUAAAUUUGGUUCUGUUCUUCCUCAGCAUGGUAUUUAUCCGCCACCAAAAUUUAUGCGUGUCAAGAGUCCUUUUUUGUGUCUAAUGGUCCAGAAUUUUGAAUAGCAUAUUUAAAUGUUUGUUUUGAUUAGCAUAUUUUGGUAGUUCCUAAUUAUGGAAAACUCAUUAAAAACAAAUUCCGAGACUCGCUUUUCCCUUUUAAA